Molecule: messenger RNA, 10732 nt
Organism: Frankliniella occidentalis (western flower thrips)
Lineage: Eukaryota; Metazoa; Arthropoda; Insecta; Thysanoptera; Thripidae
Product: muscle-specific protein 300 kDa
Exons: 16
Coding region: 256-9621 (3121 amino acids)
Biological process (GO): nuclear migration
Cellular component (GO): meiotic nuclear membrane microtubule tethering complex; nuclear outer membrane; cytoplasm
Molecular function (GO): actin filament binding
Source: RefSeq, a predicted model, not a curated record
GCCAGCCAGGCGCAGGACAUCCUCAACAAGUUCGACACGCUGGCCGACAGGAUCAAGACGCUGCUGUCGGAGCGCGAGGAGCAGUAUCGCGACCACCGCCUGUACAAGGAGGCGCACGACGAGCUCAUCGGCUGGCUGGGCCGGGCCCGGGAGAAGGUGCCCUCGCUCAAGCAGCGCUCGCUCAGCGACAAGCUGGCCAUCGAGAGCGCGCUCGCGCCCCUGGAGGCGCUCCUUAACAAGCAGGCCCAGGGCGAGAUGCUGCUCGAGCCGCUGCGCAGCCGCGGGGAGGUGGCGCUCGCCGGCACCUCGCCCCAGGGCCAGGAGACGAUCCGCAGCGAGAUCCGCGCGCUGCAGGAGAGCUUCACCACGCUCUUCAAGGAGAUCCAGCAGCAGAAGGACGCGCUGGAGGCGACCAUCGUGCAGUGGCGCGAGUACAAGGAGGAGUACGAGCGGAUCUCCGACUGGCUCCAGCAGAUCGACAUCCUCGUUAAGGCGUACAAGAACGCGCUGCUGUCUACCAUCCCAGAGAAGAGGAAGCAGGUCCAGGAGGUGAAGGACGUGCUGAAGCGCCUGGAGGACGGCUCCGACCAGAUGGAGCGCUUCAACCAGACCGCCUCCUCGCUGCUGAACUCGCACCUAGACACGUACGUCAACAACCAGCUGCGCCAUCUCAACUCGCGCUACCAGGUGCAAAUCAACCUGGCCAAGGACGUCCUCAAGAAGGUGGAGGGCAACCUCGAGCAGCACGAGCAGUACGAGAACUACCUGGGCAAGACGCGGGCGUGGAUCGAGCACGCCAAGCAGGUGAUCCGGGACAGCUCGGACGCGUCGUCGGCGACGCCUUCGGGCCGCGACCGCGACCGGGACGAGCUGCAGGCGCGCCUCAACCAGAUCCAGGAGCUGCUGCGACGCCGCGAGGAGGGCCAGUCCCUGCUGCACGCCGCCAUCAACUGGGGCGAGAAGACGGUGCGCAACACGCGCUCGGACGGCAAGGACGCCAUCAACAGCGCGCUCAAGGAGCUGCAGACCGACUGGGACCGGCUCGUGCGCAAGAUCUCGACGGCCAAGGUGCAGCUGGAGACGGCGCUCUUGCAGUGGGCCGACUACAGCUCGUCCUACUCUCAGCUGCAGCAAUGGAUCAGCGACCGGGAGAACAAGCUGCAGCAGGUGUGCGAGCAGAAGGUGUCCAAGGCCAAGCGCGGGCAGGUGGCGGCGGGCCUGAGCUCGCUCAGCAUCGGCGAGCGCAAGGCGACGCUGCGCCAGACCAACAGCAUCGUGCAGGACAUCGUGUCCUUCGAGCCGAUGAUCCAGUCCGUGGCGUCCAAGGCCGAGGACCUGCUGCAGGCCGAGCCCGCGUCCGCCAUUUCGACGCAGUACGAGACGCUGAGCAAGCACGCCCGAGAGGUGUACGAGAAGCAGAAGGAGACGGUCGAGCAGCACCAGGCCUUCAUCGACGCGGGAACCGAGUUCAUGCAGUGGAUCCGCGCCGCCAAGGAGAAGCUGGGCAAGUGCUCCGAGCCGACGGGUGACAAGGAGUCCCUCAGCAGCAAGGCGUGGCACCUCAAGGUCCUGCAGAGCGAGACGGAAGAGGGCCAGGCCAAGCUGCAGCGCGCCCUCGAGGCGGGCGAGGCGGCCUGCCAGGUCGCCGAUGAGGAGGAGCGGGAGGUCAUCGAAGAGGAGGUGGCCCUUCUGCAGGAGGAACUCGACACGUAUCUGGAACAGCUCGCGCGCACCAAAGGCCUCCUCGAGGCGGGCAUCGUCAAGUGGACCGACUUCGAAGACCAACACAAGGAAGCCAGCGAGUGGCUGAGCCGCACCGAGACGCUCGUCCAGUCGUUCAAUCGGCUUCAGGACGGGCUGGAAGACAAGAAGAACGUUCUUGAGCAGUUCCAGCAACACCUGCAGCUGCUGUUUGACUGGCAGCAACAGCUCGACACGCUCAACCUCAAGGCGCAGGUGCUGCUGGAGACGUGCGCCGACUCUCGCGUGUCCAACGCCGUCACGCAGCUCACCACCAAGUACAACGCGCUGCUGUCGCUCGCCAAGGAGACCAUGCGGCGCCUCGAGGUGCAGUACCAGGAGCACCAGCAGCUGAGCACGCUGACGCAGGAGUGCCAGGACUGGCUGGAGCGCACCCGCGACAAGGUGGCCGAGUGCGGGGUGCCGCACGCCACGCUGACUGAGGUGAACGCGCGCCUGCAGGCCGUCAAGGCCAUUCGCCAGUCCCUGGAACAGGGGCAGAACAAGCUGCGGUACGCCCUGGAGCUCAAGGAGAAGGUGAUCCUCAACACGGAGCAGUCGGGGGCGGCCAAGAUCCAGGAGGACACGGAGAACCUGAAGCAAGAGUUUGAGCGGCUGUCGGCCGAGGUGAACGAACUCCGACAGCGGCUGACUCAACGGCAAGCGCAGCUCGAAGAGUUGUCCAAGGCGCACAAGCACCUACAGCAGUGGCUGGCGGAGCUGGAGGUGGCCGUCAGCGGCGCGGGCAGCUCGCAGCUGCUCAACGAGCUGAGCGACAAGCGCGCCGCGCUGGAGAAGCUGCGCUCCGUGCUGCGGGACAUCGCCGGCCACUCCGACGCCGUGGAGAGGCUAAAGGCGCGCCUCGCCGAGGACGCCACGCUGCCCACCGCCGCCUUCCAGGAGAGCUUCAACAAGUACGCCGAGCUGAGGGACACGGUGGCGGCCAACGUGGCCACCCUGGAGGCGCAGGUGCGAGAGCACGAGCAGUACCGCCAGGCGUACCAGGAGGCGGUCGACUGGCUGCGGCGCGCCCGCCUGGAGGUGCAGCAGUGCGGGGACGCACACGGCGACCAGGCGGCCAACGCGGAGCGGCAGCAGCGUCUGCAGCAGGUAAGUGCCACUUUGCCCGAGGGGAGCGCCCUCGUCCAGAAGUGCACCACGCUCAGCGAGGCCGUGGCGCGCACCACGGGCGCCGAGGGCUGCGACACGCUGCACAGCGAGAUCCAGCAGCUGCGCGACAACUGGGACUCGCUGAGCGCCGCCAUCCGCGACACGCACAAGACGCUGGCCUCGUGCGCCGAGGCCUGGGCCGCGUGGAACGGGCGCCUGGAGCGCGCGCAGCUCUGGCUGGACGACUUCAAGGCUCGCGUGGCGCCCGAGGAGCAGCGCGGCGACGAGAACUCGCCCGAGGACCUGGAGCGGUGCCGGGCGCUCAUGGCCGAGGCCACGCAGCAGAAGGCGGCCAUCGAGGAGCUGAGCGACGCCUGCGAGGUGCUGAUGGAGCUGGCGGCCGUGAGCUGGGUGCGGGACCGCACCGUCCAGCUGCAGUCCGCCUACUCGGCGCUCGUCACCAGCGUGCAGGGGCUCGUCUCCCGCGCGCAGAAGAACCUCUCCGACUACACCGAGUUCGUCAAGGCCAAGACGGAGCUGGAGAGCUGGCUGCAGCGCAGCCACGGCACCGUGCAGAGCUGCCGCGGCGUGGGCGACCAGGACUGGCUGCGGGACAAGAUGGACACGGUGCAGCUCGUCAACAACCGCAUGACCGAGGGUCAGCACCUCAUGUCGGCGACCCAGGAGGUGUUCGCCAAGGCGGUCAACACGGCGCCGGCCGACCGCCAGGACACGCUCCGCGAGGACAUGGCGGCCCUGCGCGCCAGCUGGGACCAGCUCAGCAGGGAGCUGGCCGCCGUGACGGCGCAGCUCAAGACGGCCCUGGGCCGCUGGGACGACCACGCCGAGAACAGGGCACGCCUCGCGCAAUGGCUGGACGAGACGGAGGCCUCGUUGGGCCGGGCGACGGCGACGCGCCCCGAGCUGGGCGAGAUGAAGACGGCGCUGGAGCGCUACCGUCACGCCCAGGAGGAGAUCGCCGGGAAGCGCGUGGAGCUGACGCAGCUCUUGACGGAGGCCACCGAACUGUCGCAGUGGGCCGGACGCCAGGCCCCGCUGGAGAGCGUGCGCGUUCUGGAGAAGCGCUGGGAAGAGCUCAACACCGCCUACAAGCAGCGCCGGGAAAGCCUGGAGCGCGAGAUGGGCGAGUACGCCGCCUACCAGCAGGCCAUCCAGGACACGGAGAAGUGGAUCCUGCAGGUGUCCUUCCAGCUGAUGGCGCACAACUCGCUCUACAUCACGAACCGCGCCCAGACGCAGGAGCAGAUCAGCGCCCACCAGGCGCUGCUGCAGGACAUCCGCAGCUACCAGGCCACGCUGGACAGCGUCAAGGACCGUGGGCGCGCUCAGGUGGAGCGCUACAAGAAGUCGACGCCCAACAUUCGCACCACCAUCGAGAAGCAGCUCAACAACAUGCAGGAGAGCUACCAGUCGCUGCUGCAGACGGCGCUGCAGAUCGAGGCUCGCCUCGCCGAGUCGCUCGCCAAGUUCCAGCAGUACGAGGACACGCUCGACUCCAUCUGGGUCAACCUGGACACCUUCGAGCAGGCCCUUCUCAACCAGGAGGCGGACGCGCCCGUGCUGAAUCUUCAGCAAGCCCAGCAGCAGCUUGAGAUCGCCAGGGGCAUGCACAACAAACUCCAGGGCGAGAAGGGCCGCCUGGCCGUGGCUGUGCAGGCGUGCGAGGCGGCCGCGGCGUGCAUCUCGCGGCCCAGCAGCCCCCAGGACACCGUGCCGCCGCCCAUUCCGGACCGCGAGCUGGCCGUGCGGGCGCGCCUCGAGGACCUCAUCGACCAGGUGCAGGGCCGCGUCGCGUCCCUCACCUCGGCCGUGGGCUCGCUGGAGGAGUGGGGCAAGGAGCGCGCCGCCCUCGAACAGUGGGCCGCGGAGCAGCUGGCCAACGUGACCGAGUGGCGCGCGCGCCCGGCCAAGCUGCGGCCCGAGGCGGCCCGCCAAGAGAUGGCCGUGAUGCAGGAGCUGGCCGUGCAGGUGACGGACAAGCGCACCAAGCUGCUGACGGACCUGCCGCAGGGCCCCGCCGGCGAGGACUCGGACCUGGAGGGCCAGCUGGCCUCGCUGGACCACCAGCUGCAGCAGGUCAUACACAAGAAGCAGGAGCACCAGGCCAUCAUCGACAACUUCCGCGCGUCGGCGCAGGACCUGACGUCCUGGCUGGACGGGCUGCUGCGCCGCGUGGAGCAGCUGGACCGCGGCGGCCACGACUGCGACUGGAAGCUGGCGCAGCUGCGCGAGAUCGCCGGCGAGCUCAACGAGACCGGCCCCUCGCGACACGCCGAGGUGAAGGCGCUGGCCAAGCAGGUUGUGGAGGUGGUGAGCAACCUGGACGCGCAGCAGGUGGAGGAGCAGAUGAAGGCGGUGGACAGGCGCUAUGGCGACGUGGAGAAGCGCCUGCAGCGCAAGACGCAGGUGCUGGAGCUGACGCGCAAGGGCGUGGAGAGCGCGCGCAACGAGAUCGACGCGGCGCGAGCCUGGGUGGCCGACAAGCUCCGCGAGCUGGGCGAGCUGCCGCCCCUGGGCACGACGGUGCGCGCCGCCGAGGAGCGGCAGCAGGCGCUCAAGGCCCUCACCAAGGAGGCCGAGGGCAAGCAGGUGCUGCUGGACUCGCUGACGAAGCGCGUCGACGGCAUGAAGUCGGAGCUGGAGCCCAGCGAGCUGGCGGCGCUCGAGUCGGCGCUGCGCUCGCUCGAGUCUGAGCAGGCCGAGCUGCGCGCCCAACUGCGCUCGCUGACGUCCGCGCUGGGCGCCUCCCUCGAGGCGCGCCGCUCGCUGGAGACCGGGCUGGAGGAGGCGCGCGCCUGGGUGCGCACCCGACUCACGGACCUGCAGCGCGCCGGCGACACCGCCCCGCUCAAGGCCGCCAAGGUGGAGCGGGAGAUACAGCAGUUCCAGCAAGCGGAGAAGGACGCCGAGUACUUCGGCAAGACGACCUUGGUUGACGUGACUAACCAGGGUCAGACGCUGAUCAAGGACUGCGUGCCCGCGGACAAGGUCAAACUGACUGAAGCUCUUCAAUCGUUGGCGGAAGACUUCGCUACGCUGCAGACGCUGACGGCCCGCCGCCUGGGGUCGCUCUCCGCCCUCCUGGAGAACCGUCGGCAGCUGGAGACCGACAUGGACCGCUGCCUGCAAUGGCUCAACGAGGCGGAAGUUGCCAUCUCUGCCGAGAUCCGCGCUACCAACCUGGAACUCCUGCAGGAGCAACUGACCAAGUACACCAAGCUGAGCGGCGAGUGCGAGGUGGUGGGCGCGGACGUGGAGCGCCUGUUCGUGCAGGGCCAGGGCGCCGUGCUGUCCACCGUGAGCGAGGCCGACAGGGCGCUGCUGUCCGAACAGCUGUCCGGCAUGCAGGUGCGCCAUGCCGUGGUGGCGGGGGUGAUCGCCACGCGGCUGGAGGCGCUGCGCGACGCGGUGCGCUGCCACGAGCGCGCCCUGGAGAAGGCCAAGGACAGCGCCAAGUUUGUGGCGACCGUGCACUCGCAGCUCAAGGAGCUGAGCCGACCCAUCGGCAGUCGCGUCGAAGACGUACAGGGUCUGCUGGACAACUACCAGAAACUGCUCUCAGACCUCAAGGACCAUCGGUCCUCGCUGACCGGCCUUGCCGCCGGCAACAUCGGGGAGCUGCAGGCCAUCGUCCAGGAGCAGGACGACCUGAUCGCCGCCAUCGAGGCGCAGAUCGACCGGCUGCGCAAGCUGCUUCUGCUCCGGGAGCAGUUCAUCGCCCUCAUCACCGAGAUCUCCACCUUCAUCCUGACGUACACCGGGGUGGUGCGCGACAUCGAGGCAUCUGGACAGCCUAGUGACGAGAAGAUCAAGCGCUACCACGACGUCAUCGAGAAGAUCCAAGAGUGCGAGGCGCUGCUGGCGUCCGCGUCCGAUAAGGGCCAGAUGAUCGCGAGCGAGGGCUCGGCGGCGGACCGCAACUCGGUGACGGAGCAGCUGCAGAGUCUCAAGAAUCAGCUGCUGGGACUGAGGCGGGCCGUGGACGCGGCUCGAGAGCAGCUGGAGCAGGCGGCCGCCAAGCACAAGCACCUGGCGGCCCAGCUGGGCGCCGCCCUGGCCUGGCUGCACGACCACGAGGCGCAGGUCAAGUCGCGACCGCUGCUUGCGCGCGACCCCGCGAGCGUGGACGCGCAGCUCACGAGCCACCAGGAGCUGUCGGCGGGCGUGCUGGCGCACCUGGACGAGGUCCGCAGCGUCAUGGACGCGGCGCGCCCCGAGGACUCGCUGCCGGGCUCCCUGCGCGAGCGCCUCAGCGAGGCCAGCCUGCUGCUCAACACGCUCCUCAACGAGCUGGCCGAGCGCGCCGCCUACCUGCAGAGCAACGCGACCCUCCGCCGCGAGCACCAGGCCCUCAAGGACAAGCUGCACGCCUGGGUCAAGGAGGCGCGCGGCCGCCUUGACCGCGACGCGCACGGCGUCGACUUCCGCAACGUGGUCUCGGACCUCGAGAUGCACAAGGUGUUCUUCGGCAGCGAGCAGGCCAUGCGCGAGCUGCUGUCGCACGACAUCCAGCAGGCGGCCGACAAGAUCUGGCCGUCGCUCUGGGCCACCGAGCAGGAGGAGCUCACCAACGAGCAGACGCACCUGACGCAGCUGCUCAAGAACACGCUCAACUCGGCCAAGUCGCGGCAAGCGCAGCUCGAGCAGGACGCCCAGGUGUGGCACGACUACUGCGCCGCGCUGGAGAAGGUGCGCUCGCUGCUGGAGCUGUACCAGUUCACCGACGAGCCCGUGUCCAACCUGGCGGGGCUGCACUACAACCUGGACAAGGUGACGCACGCGCAGCAGGACGUGGCCGCGCACCAGUCCGACGUGGACCUGCUCAACGAGCGCGCGCGAGAGCUGACGCGCCUCGCGGACGCCGCCAACCGCGCGCACGUCGAGCAGCAGAUCGCCGCCGUCAACCGCGAGUGGGAGGAGGUGGUCAGCGGCGUCGAGGGGCGCCGCGACGCCCUGGCGCGCCUCGCGCAGCAGUGGGAGCAGUUCGACGCGAGCUGGGUGGCGCUCGAGGCCAAGGUGGGCGACGCCGAGGACACGGCCCACCAUCUCGACCUCGUGGUGCGCUCCAAGGCGCAGCUCAGGGAGUCCACGAAAACGCUGCAGGAGCUGAUCCACGGACUGGAGGCACUGCAGACGCCCAUCGACGAGCUGGUGGCGCUGUCCAGCACCAUCGUGGCCUACCUCGGCAUCUCGUGCGAGCCCGCCUCGCGCGCGCUGCGGGACAAGCUGCACCACUUCACCGAGCGGCACGCCAAGCUCAUCGCGGACCUCAAGCUCAAGCUCGCGCAGGCCAACGCUGAUCUCGAGAGUCUCGAGACUGUAGCAGCGGAGAUCAACUCUCUGCGUUCCACUCUACAGUCCCUGGACGGCGAGGUGCGCGCCGCCUACGUGUUCGGCGAGGAUCAGGACGCCGCAGAGCAGAGGCUUCAAGAGCUCGGUGGACGUGUUGACGCGAGCGUUUGCCGCGUCAAGAAGCUCGGCACCGACACAAAGCAGCGCUACACCGCGGUCCAGCAGCUCGUGCCGACGGAGCUCGCCCAAGAACUCACGUCUCUAGAGCUACUGUCCGAGUCGGUUAGCGCCGCCAUGGAAGAAAAGGACCGGGACCUGAAGCGCGCGCGCACCGUACGAUCAGACUAUGUGCGCGACGUAGACGCGGUGACGGCGUGGAUCCAGCGCGCCGAGCUGCGUGUCCAGGACCGGUCGGCCGAACCGCAAGUACUGCGGGAUCACCUUCAGCAGGUGCAGGCGGAGAUAGGGCCCACGGAGGACAGGUUGGAGCGACUUAGCCGCAAUGCCCGCACCAUCCUGGAGCACACACAGGACGAGGAGGAAAAGGCACGCGUGCAGGCCACGGUGCGCUCUCUCAGCGACCAGCUACAGCAGGUGCGUACCUGGCUGCAUGACAAGAAGCAGCAGGUGGGAGACUCCCUCGACGCGUGGGCGAGGUUCAUGUCACUGCACCAGGCGGUGCUUGCUUGGGUCGAGGAGCAGACCAAGUUCCUGGCCACCCCGCUGCACCUCGACUCUCUGACGCAAGCCCGCCAAAGACUGCAUGAUUACACGACUGCGCUACGCAGUAGUAAACAGGCUGGCAAGAAUCUCAGUGACAUGUCACGAGAACUGGAACAGAUAGGUCAAGUCACGGCUGUCGGCGACUUACCUGAAAAAUUACAAGCUGCAGAAGAAGCCAAGAUGAAAGUGGAGACGUUACUUUUAGAAAGGAAUGCGUUACUCCAAGAAACGAGUGAGGAAUGGGAACGAUGCGAAAGAAAAAUGAAGGAUGUGCGUUCAUGGAUGGAGAAAACUCAGCAGUCGUUAGACUCGCCACAAAACAGGAAACGUCCCCUGCGAGACCAACACGCAAAUAGAGAGAAACUGCUUGCUGAUGCAUCAACCCAAAAGACAAAAAUUGCCUUAUCUGUGGAAAAACUCCAGAUUCAUUUUCGGUCUGGAGUGGGAGGAAAUGGUAAGGUGACGGAGGAAGCUAGCCAAUUAAUAAACGAACUUGAUCGACUGAUGAACGACAUCAAGGAGCAAACAACCACACUUGAGGCUUGUCUAUCACAAAUCGACACAUAUCAGCACGAGAUUCAACAGCUGAGGACUCAAAUUGUGUCCGUAGAGGCCCAGCUCCGAUCUGCUCUUAGCCCCAACUAUUCACCUCACGACAGAGAUCGGGCAUUGCAUGAUCAAAACUUUCAGAUUAAUGUGGUCAAAGCAUUGCGAAUACCGCAAGCUUCUUCGUGAGUUUUCUGGCAAGUGCUAGACUUUUCCCAAAACCCUUUGUGAUGCCAUAUUUCCUCUUGCACCUUCAUGUCGCCGUCCAUUAAUACAAAUCGUUAUGGUUUAAAGUGUAUGUUGAUGUCCUCUGUAAAUGAUAGUUUGAAAGCAAUAGAAAACCUAUAAGUAAACUAUUUACAGUUGAUGGAAAUCCAAUCGACAAUGCAGCCGUACGUCGUGAUGGUCGCAGUAACUAAUUAAUCAUUAACUUAGUCCCAUGCCACGACCUCAACGGUUCAGUUGACUUUGCAGACCUUACUGAAUCAGCUAGUUCCUAUCUGCACGCUUCUGAAGCACUUUUAAAUUACCUUGUUUUGAUUUUUAUUGGUGCCUGUAUUGUGCAUGAUUCAUGUGAGAUUAUGUAUGACCCACAUUCCUCGUAUAUCUGUUACGAUUAGUAGUACUCAAUCAGCAAGAAAGGUACGAUAGUAUUCUCAUAAAGCUUGCAUUUUUGAGAGAGUGAUUUUUGUAUUAAAAGAAAAGUUUAUUUAUCUACCCUUAAAUUGCAUAUUGACCUUGUUUUUUUUGAUAAAGGAAUGGACACUUAUGGUUUUCUUUUAUAUUGUUAUUCUUGUACGAACUCUACUUGAAGCUCAUUUUAUUUUACUUGUCUUCAAAUGUGUACAGAAUUUAAAGCCCUUAAACUCGGCGUAUUGUCUGAAUUUUUAAAUGCCUGGUGGGUGCGUUUCAACCGCCCUAAUUUUACUCGAACAUAUUCAGACUUAUUUACUUGGUCUUGUGCGUCUCCUCUUCUUCAAGUUAGAUUUCUUGUGGUUACAUCCUUCCAUCACAUUCAUAGUACCAGUUAUAAUAGCGAAGACGAAAGACAGCAUUUGUCUUGGAUUUCCUCAACCUUGUAUCGAUGAAGUGUUCCAAAUAAUAUUUUCCGUGUUCGACUGUCUUCAGGGCAAACAAUAUAGGGCCAUUACUUUCCAAAGUGCUCAGCUCGUUUACUGAAACUGGCUCUCAAUUGCGAUCUGAAUGAAAAAUUUCGUCGAUACUUAAGCUUAUAAUGUUGGUGACCUGUCUUUCUAAUACUCACAGCGUGUUUGAUAUCUCUCCUGCUCCCUUCCCCUUC